Penicillium verhagenii is the source of this 276-nucleotide messenger RNA. RefSeq lists its product as uncharacterized. The coding region runs from base 1 to 276 and encodes 91 amino acids. The record is from RefSeq and is a predicted model, not a curated record. The transcript is spliced from 2 exons. NCBI's taxonomy places the organism in Eukaryota, Fungi, Ascomycota, Eurotiomycetes, Eurotiales, Aspergillaceae.
AUGCUCGCGACUAGCCCAUCUAGAAACCACCUAGCUGCAAUCAUAGCACAUACGACAACGUAUAACGGUUCAAACUCUGGGUUCCAAGUUGGGCAGAACCUUGGUCAUAUCACUACCCAGUUCUUACAGCGGGAAAUAUCCUUGAAUCAAGCAUGCCUGCGAGAUCUGCGGACGACCAAUCCUCACCAUGACAAAGAUCGUAUUCAGAACACCAACGGAGGGCUACUGAAAGACUCUUACUGCUGGAUUCUAGACAACGAGCAGUUUCAACAAUAG